UUUUAUCUGUCCCAUAUUCUUAGAUUUUCCCUCUAUAUAAAACCCAAACAUGCAUCUUCAUCUUUAUGUAGCCAAGUGACAAUGGAUGUCCCCUCUAACCUUGAAGUUCCCUCUUUUGAAUCAAAACUUCCAUUUCAAGCUAUUAUCCUAGUGACCAUUUUUAUAGCCCUUCUUGGGGCAUACUUGAAGCUCAAUUUCUCUCUUCAUCGAGGCAAAAACCUUCCCCCGGGUUCCUAUGGGUUUCCAAUUGUCGGACAAACCCUAACUUUCCUCAAGGCCCAGAAGCAAAACGAGCCAGAUAAAUGGAUUGCAGACCGCGUCGCCAAGUAUGGACCGGUGUUUAAGACCUCGCUAGUCGGUUCAAAGGCGGUUGUUGUCACCGGGCAAGCUGGUAACAGGUUAGUGUUCAGUGGGGGUGACAAUGGCAUUGUCAGCAACUUACCAAAGUCUUCAGGAAGCAUAUUUGGGAAGCACAGCAUCUUUGAGGUCUCAGGAUCCAAACACAAGCUUAUUAGGGGGGCAAUGAUGAACUUUCUCAGACCUGAGAGCCUUCAAAGAUUUGUUGGUGAAAUGGAUUUACUGGUCAAGCAACAACUAUUCCAAGAACUGAAUGGAAAGGAUUCAACACAUGGGGUGAAACUAAUGAAGAGAAUCACUUUCAAGGUUACUUGCAGCCUACUGUUUGGAUUGCCAGAAGGGAAGGAGAAGGAUGCGCUUUUCGCGGAUUUUAUAGUUGCCAUUAAAGGAGCAUGGUCAAUUCCCUUGGAUCUUCCAGGAACUGUGUUUGGAAAAGCGAUGCAAGCGAGGCGUCGGGUAACUAAAUUGUUGUCCAAUUUGAUUAGCAAAAGUAGAAGAAAAAUGGAAGAGGGAAAGGUCAGCUCUCAAGAGGAUAUGAUCUCAACCUUCAUUGCUCUGAGAGAUGAAAAUGGAGAACUUAUUCCUGAUGUGCAAAUCAUUGAUAAUUGUGUGACUCUCAUGAUAGCAAGCCAUAACACCACUAGCAUUGUUCUGUGCAUGUUGCUGAGGCUGCUUGCUAGAGAUGCUGAGGUCAGAAGCAAAGUGUUGGAAGAGCAAAAGAAAGCUCUGAAGGCAAGAGAAGAAAAUGGUGGAAAGCUUGGAUGGAGUGAGAUACAAAUGAUGAAGUAUACAUGGAGAGUGGUCCAAGAGAUCAUGAGGAUGACUCCUCCAGUUUUUGGCAACUUCAAACGUACCUCUAGAGACAUCUCCUUUGCUGGUUUUCACAUCCCCAAGGGUUGGCAGGUAUUUUGGGCGACUUCUCCUACACACAUGGAUGAGAACAUUUUCUCAGAGCCAGAAAAGUUCGAUCCAUCAAGAUUUGAGAACCCUAGUGGCUCAAUCCCUCCAUAUACUUACAUUCCUUUUGGAGCAGGCUAUCGGAUUUGCCCCGGGGCAGAAUUUGCCCGAAUUGAAGUUCUCUUGAUAAUCCAUCACUUGAUCACAAAUUAUGAAUGGUCAGAAAUGAUCCCCAAUGAGCCCAUUGUACGUGAGCCCACGCCGUACCCAGCUAUGGGGCUUCCUCUCAAGCUUCAUCCCAACAAGAUUCAUGUGUAGAAAGCUAUCUUUAGAUUUUUCAAGAUAUCUACGUAUUUAGAAUUUUUAUCAAGAAAAGUAUUGAGAAUUUGAAAUGUAUAUGAAUUAGAUUUUUCUUAAGUGUGAUCUGCAUGACACCAUGUUUAACUCUAAAUUAUUAAAAUUCUAAGUACUUAUUCUAAGUAAAAAUUAUGAGUACAUAGCAUUUC
Messenger RNA from Camellia sinensis, 1760 nucleotides. RefSeq names its product cytochrome P450 716B1. Gene Ontology annotation, biological process: sterol metabolic process. The record is from RefSeq and is a predicted model, not a curated record. Gene Ontology annotation, molecular function: heme binding; oxidoreductase activity, acting on paired donors, with incorporation or reduction of molecular oxygen; monooxygenase activity. NCBI's taxonomy places the organism in Eukaryota, Viridiplantae, Streptophyta, Magnoliopsida, Ericales, Theaceae.